UUGGGUUUAUGUAAGAUUUGGUCGAUUUGGAGAAAUUUUAGCAUAUUUUUCAGUGUUUUUUAUGCUAUAACUCUAUUAUUUGAUAAUUUAGAAUAAGAGUCUUAUGAGUAUCUCAAUAAGGCCGUUUGCAAGAGCUGUUAGAAGAGUGAAUAAGCUUAAGACAGUUUCAAUAAAAGAUAAGAAGGAAAGAAAAAUGGAACAAACCUUUAGAGAAAGUUUAGUUGAGGAAGAUAAUGUUGAUGAUUUCCUUGACUCUGCUCUAUAUCAAUCAACUCCUCUUGUACAUGAUACAACCGGAGAAUUCUUUGAGAGAAAGAAGAGGCCUGAUGCUGAUCUUGAACUCGAUGGAAUGUGAAAGUACAACAUCGAUAUGGAAACCUUGCCAGAAGACUUACUUCAAGUAGUCAAUAAAAUAUUCUCAAAGCACUCCAGGUACGAAGUGAAAACUUGGGGAAACAGACUCAUGGACCACUAUAAUAUGCUAGUUUCCACUGAGAAGCCGCUAAACUUGGACUAUGCAAGGCCAUUCUCGAAUACAAAUGAUUUGGUCAGAAAUGUCCCAGAGGUUUCCUUCAGAGUAGCUGCUGAUAAGGAAGAGAGGGAUAAAGAAUUCUCCGAUAUAGCUAAAGAAGCACAAGAAGUCAAGGAAAUUUAUAUGGAGAACCUCUCCAAUGUCAAGAUGUCAAAAGCAGACAGGGAGAAAUAUGAAGAGAGACAGCUGAAAAUCAUUGAUUAUGAUAGACCUUUGACAAUAGGUUUCCUUCAAAGAAAAUUUGCAAAUAAUUAUUAUGUGUAUAAGAGAAUCAUUCAUGAAUUGAAAGAGAGAGAUCCUCAGUUCAAACCUAAGACUUUACUUGAUUUUGGAGCUGGAUUAGGCUCUGCAACUUGGGCAGGUGUUCAUAUGUUGGGCAAAAAGCUUGAAAGAGUAGCAGCUGUUGAGCCCAAUCCGAAUAUGAGAGAAUUGGGGAGGUUCAUGUCGAGAGAUCUUGAGUCAGAAGUACUCUGGACCGACUCUUUGAGCAUGGUCCCUGGCGCUGGUUCACAAAGAGGACAGUUUGAUUUGGUAAUUUGUGGAUAUGUGCUUCCAGAAAUCGCUUCUGCAAAAGGAAGAGAGGUCAUCCUAGAUACUCUACUUACAAGAGUAAAGCAAGAUGGUUAUUUUGUCCUUGUCGAUUAUGGAACUCCAAAGGGAUACAGAUUUAUCAAUGAUUUUAGAAAUAAGAUUAUUGAAAUGUCAAGAGAUGAAGUCAAUCUUGUAGCCCCUUGCCCUCAUCAUAACAAGUGUCCAUUAGCAGAAUUGCCAGAAAAUUGGUGUCAUUUCUCCCAGUUAGUCCAAAAGUAUCCCAAGAAUAUUUUCCCGAAGCAUCCUAAAGAGAGAGCAUUUGCCAAUGAGAAAUUUUCUUACCUUGUAGUAAAGAAGGGUAAAACUCCAAGACAAAGAUUUGAGACAGAAGAGGAAGCAUUUGAAAGAUUUGGAAGAGUUGAGGAUAGGACCUAUUAUUGGAGCAGAAUCCUUAGGCCAAACAUAAAAGCAGCUCAACAUGUCAUCACAGAUCUCUGAACAACCGAAGGAGAAUUUGAACGGAGAAUAAUAUAGCCAAGUCUCAUACAAAUGAUGGAGGGUAUAGUUUAGCUAGAAAGGCUAAAUGGGGCGACCUUUGGAGAUUCCAUAAACGUAUACCCCAUAGAUUCAGAAAAGCAGGAACUUGGGGGAAGAGGCUCUGGUAAAAGUAUGGCAAGAAUAUACAAUCUGGCAUGGUGUGUUUCAAUUCAAUAUUUUGAAUUAU
This is a messenger RNA of Moneuplotes crassus, 1787 nucleotides long. The record is from the annotation of a GenBank genome assembly. Lineage: Eukaryota; Ciliophora; Spirotrichea; Euplotida; Euplotidae.